AGUUUUUCUCAAGCUAAACUAUAAUUUCUAUAAACAAUAAUCAAUGAUAACCUAUUGAAGCAAGACUUAGUUUUAUUGUGUGUCAUUGAUUCAGUGAUUUCAAUUCUUCUAACCAUGGAAGUUUAAGUCAACCAAUAAGAACCGAUAUUAUGAUUUUACUUUUCACCAAACUUCAAUCUCUUUUUAUGUUGUAAACUGUUUUAAAUAAUUUAAUAUGGCUGCACAUUGCUUCGAUCCUAACAAUAAAGCCAGUUGGUAUUUUGGACCAAUGUCGCGUAUUGAGGCUUCUGAUUUAUUAAUGAGUGAACGAGAAUGUGGAACGUUUUUAAUUAGAGAUAGCCUCAGUAUUCAAGGAGAUUAUGUUUUAUGUGUGAGGGAAGAUAGUAAGGUUAGUCACUACAUUAUCAAUAAAAUACAAGAAAAUAAUGAAAUAAAAUAUCGAAUUGGUGACCAAGUAUUUCCUGAUUUACCAAGUUUAUUAGCAUUUUAUAAAUUGCACUAUCUUGACACUACUCCUCUUUUAAAACCCGCUGUUAAACCAAUUGAAAAAGUUGUUGCCAAGUAUGACUUUUUGGGAAAUGAUCAAGAUGAUCUACCAUUUAGAAGGGGAGAUAUUUUGACUAUUCUUGUAAAAGAUGAAGAACAGUGGUGGACAGCUAAGAAUAUGAUGGGUCAAAUGGGCUCUAUUCCAGUUCCAUAUGUUCAAAAAUAUGAUGGAAGUCAACCUUUACCAAUGAAAGACAAUAAUCAAAUUCAUGGAUCUAAUAAUGAGUCAACAUUAAGACGUUCUAGUCUUCAAAAAAAAUUACCAGCAUUAGCAAGAGUUAAACAAGUUCGUGUACCUAAUGCAUAUGACAAGACAGCAUUAAAACUUGAAAUUGGGGAUAUAAUCAAAGUUACGAAAACUAAUAUUAAUGGCCAAUGGGAAGGUGAACUAAAUGGUAAAACUGGACAUUUCCCAUUUACACAUGUAGAAUUUGUGGAUUCUGAAAUUAAUGAUUGUAUAAGUGAUAGCUAAUUCAAUAAUCUUUUAUUUUUAGUUUAUUUUUUUAAUCAUUUUCAUUUAUUAUUGUAAUCUAACUAGUAUGUAAUAUUAAUACAGAUAUAUUUUAUUAUGAUGAUCAAUUCAAUUGUAUGCUCCUUAAAAUAGAGUUUUAUCUACUUAAAUUAAUAAAAACAAAUAUAAGUAGAUGUAUAUACCUGACAAUGAAAA
This is a messenger RNA of Sipha flava (yellow sugarcane aphid), 1213 nucleotides long. RefSeq names its product adapter molecule Crk (gene Crk). The record is from RefSeq and is a predicted model, not a curated record. The transcript is spliced from 7 exons. NCBI's taxonomy places the organism in Eukaryota, Metazoa, Arthropoda, Insecta, Hemiptera, Aphididae. Bases 215 to 1018 code for a protein of 267 amino acids. Gene Ontology annotation, molecular function: protein binding.